AUGGAGAUAGAAGUGAGCAUCAUCAGUGCGAAAGGUUUACGCAACGCAGAUGAUGGAUGGCUAUCUGGCAAGUCGGAUCCAUACUGCAUUUGCAAGGUGAGUGGCCUACUUAACCAUUCGAACAGGACAAAAUUUAAGACGCACUGUCUUCAAAAUACACUCAAUCCGGUUUGGAAUCGAACAUCUAUUCUGGAACUGGACUCACGAAAACUCCUGGAAUUUGAAGUCUGGGAUGAAGAUGCGUGCUCUGUUGACGAUUUUCUGGGCAAAGCUACUUUUCACUCGAAAAGGCUUGUUCCUGACGAAGUUUUCGAGGGAGACUUGAAACUCACAGGUGCACUUGCACAAGGUAGCAUACGAGUUCGCAUCAAAGUGCUGAAAACAUAUGACUACGGCUUGAUGUCAACGUUCUGUUGCUGCAGGUCAUGA
Molecule: messenger RNA, 429 nt
Organism: Cladocopium goreaui
Lineage: Eukaryota; Dinophyceae; Suessiales; Symbiodiniaceae
Source: the annotation of a GenBank genome assembly